Molecule: messenger RNA, 1106 nt
Organism: Alligator mississippiensis (American alligator)
Lineage: Eukaryota; Metazoa; Chordata; Crocodylia; Alligatoridae
Product: sulfotransferase 1B1
Exons: 7
Coding region: 116-1066 (316 amino acids)
Biological process (GO): sulfation
Cellular component (GO): cytoplasm
Molecular function (GO): sulfotransferase activity
Source: RefSeq, a predicted model, not a curated record
AGGGUAAAGGGCGCUGCAGGGAGGGACUGUCCCAAGGCAAGCGGCUGUGCAGAGGAGCGGCUGCAGGGACCCAUCCCCAGACCAGGAGGGCCAGCUGCAGCCGGGACCCCCAGCCAUGUCAGACCCAGCCCCCAGCUACCCCCCACCCCGCCUGGACUACACGAAGGCGCUGGCAGAGGGCGUAGGGGUCUUCCGGCGGUUCCCGCUGGUGCCCGUGGCGGGGAUCCCACUGAUGGAGCCCAUCGCCCAGCAGUGGGGGCCCAUCGCCACCUUCCGCGCCCGCCCCGACGACCUCCUCAUCGCCACCUACCCCAAGUCCGGAACGACGUGGAUGCAGGAGAUCGUGGACCUGGUGCUGUGCGGGGCGGAUGAGGCCUGGGCCCAGCGCGCCCCCACCCACGUGCGCAGCCCCUUCCUCGAGAUCUGCUCUCCCCCGCCCAUCCCCUCCGGGGUGCAGCAGCUGGAGCAGACGCCCCCGCCCCGCGUGAUCAAGACCCACUUGCCCGUCCAGCUGGUGCCCGAGUCCUUCUGGGACAACGACUGCAAGGUCAUCUACGUGGCCCGUAACCCGAAGGACACCGUCGUCUCGUACUACUUCUUCGACCAGAUGAACAAGACGCAGCCCGAGCCGGGGCCCUGGCCCGCCUACCUCCAGCGGUUCAUGCGCGGAGAACUGGCCUGGGGGUCGUGGUACGACCACGUCUGCGGGUACUGGGCGGCGCGGGAGCAGCGCCGGAUCCUCUACGUCUUCUACGAGGACAUGAAGGAGGACCCCGGGCGGGAGGUGCAGAAGGUGGCGUCGUUCCUGGGGGCGGCGCUGUCGUCCGAGGUGCUGGCCCGCGUGAUCCAGCUGUCCUCCUUCGCGGCCAUGCGGGACAACCCCAUGGCCAACUACAGCAGCGUGCCCCACACCCUGCUCGACCCGGCCAUCAGCCCCUUCCUGCGCCGCGGAGAGGUCGGCGACUGGAAGAAUCACUUCACGGUGGCGCAGAACGAGGCCUUUGACGCCCACUACCAAAACCGCAUGGCCGGGCCCGGCGUUCCCCACUUCCGCAGCCAGGUCUGAGCCCCUGGGACCCUGCCCCCAAUAAACACCUCUGCCGACA